Messenger RNA from Phytomonas sp. EM1, 882 nucleotides. The record is from the annotation of a GenBank genome assembly. Lineage: Eukaryota; Euglenozoa; Kinetoplastea; Trypanosomatida; Trypanosomatidae.
ACUAAUAUUAUCCUUUUUAGCAAACUUUUGGUGUAUGCAUCAAUUUCAAUAUAAUAUACCAGUUAGUUUUUCAUUUAUAGCUUCACCAAACUCAAACUAUUGCACAGAGGAUGGUACGGAGUUUCAUAAUUCUGCUAAAUGUUCAAGCUCACAGCUUUUCGUCACUACCCAUUUUGUAGAUGCUAGGGAAGGCUCAAAGAUGCAAAUGUUUGCGUACAAUCGUCAGCAGACAAUGCGUUCUCUUUAUUAUGCCAUCUGCAAAUCGGUUGCUCAAUCUGGCUGCAUCGUUUGCUAUACAUUAAUGAGAAAAAAGGGAUCCUGUUUCACUUCUUUCGUAGAAAAGAUUCUGCUUCCAGACGAUUGCAUCCCAGAGGUUGUUUUUUAUCAAUAUCUAUUACCUUUACCUUCAAAAUGUAUUCAACUGAACUGGGUGUUUGUCAACUUCGUUGUCUUUCUGCCAACUAUGAAGUUAUUACCCGGCCAUUUACCUUUCAUAGCAUGUUUUACUAAGCCUCCCACUAAAAAGGAAUUACUUGAGCAUGUGGUUUCUCACUUCACAACUACACUUUCCGAAGCCAAUUUUUUGAGGGGUUGCCCGAUGACUGCUGCCACUGUGACGCCUGAGAGUGUAACGAUUGAAGAUGAUUACACUACCCGUUCCAAUGGAAAACAUGCUGCGAUUUUAAUGCCUUUGAUUGAACAGGGUGACGUUGUGCGAGUAAGCAUUUAUGAUGGAAGUGCGCAAAGUAGUCGAACAAUGCAAGGUGUUAUCCAAAGCUGUAGAAUAGCUAAUGGUAUGAUCUCCUAUGACGUUCAGAACCCAGACACUUAUGAGGUUCUUUGUGGUUUGAAUUGCUUGCAAGUUAUCCCGUUAUAACAAAA